UGGCGUGCGCUUCAGUUAGCAACCCUCCUACUGUCAAGCAGAGCACUUGACAACGUGCGCUAGCGCAAGCUUGUAGGAACAACACAAGUGUACUUCAUCUUUGUAGUACAGAGACAACAGGAACUAUCGAGCUGUCUCCAUUAAUUAUAUCUCCCUGCUAAUCUUCCAAUAAUAUAGGGAUAGCAUAACCAGACUCGUCUUUAGGACAAGACGUUUAGCUCCCAGACUAGCAUUAGCCGUCACUGAUCAGUGUUCUUUUGUGGUGCUGCUCUCAAUAUACCAAAUAUGACUGCAGAAGAGGUGGCAAACGAAGGGCAGACUAUCCCCAUUGAAGGAGAAGACAUAACUCCUAAGAAGGAUGGAGGAGUUUUGAAGCUGCUGAAGAAGGAGGGGACAGGUAGUGAGUUUCCCAUGACUGGCGAUAAGGUGUUUGUGCACUAUGUGGGAACCCUGUUGGACGGCAGCAAGUUUGACUCAAGCCGUGACCGUGGCGAGAAGUUCAGCUUUGAGCUUGGCAAAGGUCAGGUGAUCAAGGCAUGGGAUAUUGGUGUGGCAACCAUGCGAGUGGGGGAGGUGAGCCAGCUCAUCUGUAAGCCGGAGUACUCGUACGGAGCAGCCGGAAGCCCGCCCAAAAUCCCACCCAAUGCCACACUUGUAUUCGAGGUGGAGCUCUUUGAGUUCCAUGGGGAGGACAUCAGUCCGGAUGAGGAUGGAGGAAUAAUCAGGCGCAUCCUGACAAAAGGAGAAGGGUACAGCAAGCCCAAUGAAGGAGCAGCUGUAGAAGUGAGUAUUGAGGGUAAAUUUGAGGACCGUGUGUUUGAUGAGCGGGUGCUGAAGUUUGAGCUGGGCGAUGGAGAGAGCUUAGACCUGCCGCCAGCUGUGGAGAAGGCCCUGCAGAACAUGGAGCAGGGAGAGGAGGCCCUCAUCACCGUCAAACCAAAGUAUGGCUUUGGAAGCACCGGGAGUGCCAAAUUCAACAUUCCUGGGGAAGCAACACUACAGUAUAAAAUCAAACUCACUACGUUUGAAAAGGCUAAGGAAUCGUGGGAGAUGAAUACGGAUGAGAAGCUGGAACAAAGUGGCAUUGUUAAGGACAAGGGCACACAGUACUUUAAGGAUGGCAAGUACAAACAGGCCUCUGUGCAAUACAAGCGUAUCAUCUCCUGGCUGGAGCCUGAAAAUACUCUGAAGGGGGAGGAUGAACAGAAGGCCAAAGCGUUGCUGUUGGCUGCUCACCUCAACCUGGCCAUGUGCUACCUGAAGCUGCACGAGCACAGCCUGGCCCUGGAGAGCUGCGACAAGGCCCUGGAGUUGGAUGCGAACAACGAGAAGGCCCUCUUCCGACACGGGGAGGCGCUGUUUGGCUUGAAGGAAUUUGAGCGUGCCCGGGACGACUUCACACGCGUCACCCAGCUCUACCCUGCCAACCGGGCAGCCAAGGCCCAGGUGCAGGUGUGCCAGAAGCACAUGAAGGAGCAGCACGAGAAGGACAAGCGCCUGUACGCUGGAAUGUUCCAGAAGUUCGCCGAGAGGGACGCUAAGAGGGAAUCCACUCCGGUGAAGGGGAAGGAGAACGGAGACGGAGACGCAAUGGACGUGGAGGAGAACGGAGCGCAGGAGCAAACUGCAGCAUGAGCGCGCAUCUGACUCUCUCUCUGUGUCUGUGUGUGUGUGUGUGUCCAUGUCUGUGUGUCUGAGUGAGACAGUGAGCGCGUCUGAAGAUCAGUACUGUCUUUAUUUUUAUCGUUAAUUUUUCUGUUUUGUAUCUGCUUUGAGGCGUCUUAGCGCUGCAAUGGACAGUACUGUACCAGCUCUGUCAUCUCGUGUGUGUGUGUGUGUGUGUGUGUGUGUGUGUCUGUCUGUCUGUCUGUCUGUCUGUCUGUCUGUCUGUGUGUGUGUGUGUGUAGAAAGGCAGCUAGCUGGCGUGUGUCUGCUUGAAGGCUUUCGAGGAUGAAAAGGUGAUUAGUCCCAAAGACGGCACUCCUACUGCACUGCCCAUUGCUCUCCUAGACCACUGUCCUCACACAUGAUUGGUUAACUUUCUCCUGACUGACAGCUGGAGGGGAUGCUGCCACUGCACUCCCCUCCGCCCCUUCCCACCUAACCUCUUCCCAUAUGCACUAAACAUGCGCAUGCAUGCUUGCAUUCUUGCUCAUUUGGAAGAUCACCUGUUCCUUUACUGAAGCCAUUUGAUCAACAACGCACCCCCCGAUACCACCAUCACCACACACACACACACACACACACACACACACACACACACACAGUCACGCACGCACGCACCCACACACACACACACACACUCACACGAUUCUGUCUAAUUCCUGAGAUGUAUGGCACUAUGUGAGAACCUUCUGGGUGCUAAGGGUCCCUCCUGCUCUCUGUAAAUGUGUGUUUGUUGUGAGAGGAGAAAAACGGGGGGUUGAGUGUGUGAGGAGAGGAGAGCUUCUGAAAAUGUAAUCCGAGCAUCUGAGGACAAUGCUGGGGUGACAUGACUGUUUUCUCUGUUGUGUUUGUUUUUUUUGUUUUUUUUUCCAUUUGUCCUCUUUUGCAAUGUAUAGGUAUGUUCUGAAUUCUAAUUGGUUUGACCUGAGUUCUUUUUUUUGUUUGCUUUGCUUUGUUUUGUUUAUUUUAUUUUUUUUUACUUUCAGUGUCAAUUGUAUAAUCUUAAUCACGAGACUGUAAAUGUUAAUCUAAUGACAAAAACAGAUAAACUAUCAAAACUGGACAACUCCAGGGAAUUGGGAAUGAAUUUAUCCUUCCAAUGCAGUUACCAAAUGUAUCUCUCUCUCUCUCUCCCUCGCUCUCGCUCUGUUCGUAAGUGCAGACUCACCCCCUGGGAGACCGAACAGUUAGCCUUGCAUAGCGUCGUUAGCGGUUAGUGUCGUAGGAGAAGAGAUAUUGGGGUAUGUGUGUGUGUGUCCCUCGGGCAGACUCGCCUCCCCAGAUGUUCUGAUGUCACAGAAACGUAAUGUGUCACUGAUGGUGAAUAAAGGAUAAAACUUCCA
Molecule: messenger RNA, 3008 nt
Organism: Sardina pilchardus (European sardine)
Lineage: Eukaryota; Metazoa; Chordata; Actinopteri; Clupeiformes; Clupeidae
Gene: fkbp4
Product: FKBP prolyl isomerase 4
Exons: 10
Coding region: 286-1635 (449 amino acids)
Molecular function (GO): protein binding; peptidyl-prolyl cis-trans isomerase activity
Source: RefSeq, a predicted model, not a curated record